ACCUGUGAAGUUAGUCAGUCGCAAUUCGCAAGUGAUCGAGUUGUGUGUGUGUUUUUUAGUUUAGCAUUGUGAAAAGGUGUUUAAAAUGAGCGGCAGCAGCCUCGAAAUGGGGAUGCGAUGCAUCAAGUACAUGCUGCUGUGUAUUACAGCUAUGUUUGUGCUGACGUCAGCACUAAUCAUCUCUGUCGGCACCACGAUCUACGCCAUCUACUUCGACGUGUCCUACUUCCUGUCGGACCAGUUCUUCUCCCCGACCACCUUCGUCAUCGCCAUCGGGGUCAUCAUGCUGUUUGUGUCGCUGUUCGGAUGCAUCGGGGCGCUGAAGGAGAGCACUUGCUUGGUUAACUUGUUCGCAAUAAUCCUGAGCCUGGUGCUGGUCCUGGAGGUGGCGGCUGCCAUCGCGGCGUACAGCCUGCGCGCGCAGGUGGCGGGCGUGGUGGGGGGCAACCUGCGGGAGGCCAUGCCGCACUACUACGACAAUGUGGAUGUCAGGGACUCCUUCGACUUCGUGCAGAGCCGGCUAAGCUGCUGCGGCGUAGACAGCUACCUGGACUGGGGCGACGUCACCCCUAAAGACUCCACCACCUCAGGCAUCAUCGUCCAGAACAUCACGGUCCCCAACUCCUGCUGCGCGGAGUCUCGCUAUGUGGACAUGAACACGGCCGAGUGCGUCAGUCUGUACGCUAACGGGUGCCUGCCCCGGGUGAUCUAUCUGGUGUACCAGAGCGCAGGGCUUCUUGGCACUGGAGCUAUGACUUUCGCUUUUAUUCAGAUAAUCGGCAUAAUCUUCUCAUUCUCGCUGGCUAAAGGCAUCCGUAAGGCCAAGUCUGAGCGCGAGCGCCGCCGCUGGGAGAUCCAGGAGCGCAUGAUUAGCGCACACACCUCCCUCGACCCGCAUGACGAGAAAAAGGCUCCCGUCAUGUACGUGCCCUUCCACGGACAGACCCUGGCUUAGAAGCUUCUA
Plutella xylostella (diamondback moth) is the source of this 964-nucleotide messenger RNA. RefSeq names its product CD63 antigen. NCBI's taxonomy places the organism in Eukaryota, Metazoa, Arthropoda, Insecta, Lepidoptera, Plutellidae. The record is from RefSeq and is a predicted model, not a curated record. Gene Ontology annotation, cellular component: plasma membrane.